Coregonus sp. 'balchen' is the source of this 27961-nucleotide messenger RNA. The record is from the annotation of a GenBank genome assembly. Lineage: Eukaryota; Metazoa; Chordata; Actinopteri; Salmoniformes; Salmonidae.
CAUUUUCUACCAUUAGCAGCUGGUGCGACCUGCUGUGUUGAAGAAUAGGCUAACGUUAGCUAACUAAUCAACAUCUGACAAGUUUGAACUCAGACUCGAAGGUUUUAAACGAGAAGAUGGCGUCGAAUGGUAAGAAUACACUGGACAAGACAACGUUAUAUCUGAAAUGGCCAUUAAAAACAAAAAGCUAGCUAACGUCAGAUGAAAAGUAGCUAGCUUGCAAGCUAACGUCAGUCAGCUAACUGUGUAACGUUAUACAUAUGUUGUUUUAGAUAGCUAGCUAGCAAAGGAAACAUUUAAAAUAUUUGUAACUGUUGGCAAGUGAACUUGUCAAGUCAAACAAAAGUUAGCCAAAAUAAAAGACUGUUAACUAGUUAGAUGGGCAAAUUCGACAACCACCAUUUUGUUUAGCUGCAAACUAAUGCGUUCAACAACCAACUGAACCAAGCAAGGAGACCGGUCUGUGCUAGCUACUGACCUAGUUUUGUAGAUGUCAUCUUAUUAGCUUGGUCGCUUAGCUAACAUAUUCUAAAUAGUCGGAAUAAGAUUACUUUUAGGCAGGGGUGAAAGUAGAUUUAAUUUAUUAUCGGUACGGGACACCCAAGUGCGCGCACGCAUAUAUUUUUUUAUAGCUUACACAUAGAAGCCAUAUUCAUUAAAUACAGUGCAUUCGGAAAGUAUUCAGACCCCUUUACUUUUCCACAUUGUUACGUUACAGCCUUAUUCUAAAAUGGAUUAAAUAGUCCCCCCCCCCCCCCCCCCCAAAAAAAAAAAAAUGGAAAAAGGGUACAGGUCUGAAUACUUUCCAAAUGCACUGUAUAUGAUGUCUGUGUGCCUAGGCCUAGUAGAUAUUUGCCAUAUCACUUUUAACAUGCAAUACCUUUUAACAUAGGCGGCGCAAAGCUACAUUUCACCAUAAACAUGGACCCUUAUAAUAAAGCAUUCCAUGCAUCCUCGCAUUUACAGACUUAUGUAAGAUAGCCUACUAUUACUAAUGUGUUGAUUAGAUUGGAUAUUCAUAAUUUAGGCUAAUAUUAUAACUCAAUCACUGUUCGCAAAAAUACUAAAAUGCUGGAACCAAUAAGAUACUAGGCUACUGUUCACUCAAUUAAGUUGAGAAUUUUGAUGACUAAAAGACAGAUUGGAUUAUUUUCAUUGUAAUCUCUUUACAGCAACAGCCAUUUGCUUUCCAAACUGUUUUUCCGUGAUUGUAUUUUUAAAUAUUGCGAUAUGUCUGGCUCGCUGCUUUUCAAUGAGUCGCAACUCCACAAUCUAGGCCUAUUUGGAAUUUGCCUGGCGCGCUGUCCAAAUUGCAGGCCCUUCCGACUGUAGGCUAUGCGAUUUAAAAUAAUAAUAAAAAAGAGGGAAAAAAAGAAGCUAAUGAUCCUCUGCUGCCAAAUCAUGCUUUCUGGUGUAGUAGCCUAUUUUGAAUGAUUGUAUUUAUUUCUGUAUAGACAGGAGUAAGCUACUUAGACUAUCAUUUUGGCAAUUUAAUUCAAUUGACCUGCAAUUUGAUGAAUGGAAAGAGACACCUACGUGUAUUGUAGUGACAUUCUGCGACUGUCAUUAGGCUAACACUUGUAGCGUGAAUUUAUCCAUCAACUUUUUUCUGCACGCGCUUCGUUCUCGGCCACUCAUCUCUGUGUGUCUGGUGCAUGUCUCCGCCACUCAUCUCCACCUUGACAAAAUGUAAGUGUUCUCAUUGAACCACAAUGCAAUUUGGGGAGUGUAUACCCCCUGUUUUCCAGUCAAUUCAUACAUUUUUCAUGCGGCUGACAUGCAGUAGUGUUAAAUAAUGCUGUAAUAGCCAAUCGUUUUUUGGGCAUGUUGUAUUAAUUGUGAUAGGCUCACGUUUUACCAGUACGGCGUACCCCCACUAUUUAUUUUGCCGGAACGCCAUUAUCGCCUUACUUUCACCCCUGCUUUUAGGGAACAAAUAGCUAGCUCCUAGGAACAUACAGAGAAGGAACUGCCAGAUGUGUCGUCAUAGCCUGGAAGAAAUGCUGCAUUCAAAACCACUGGGAACUUGGAAAAAUAGAAGGUCAAAUCAUGACGUCAGUGAUCUUCAGGUCAUCCGUUGAAAUCGAUUUUUCCCAGUCAGAGCUCGUUUUUUUUCAGAGUUCCCAUUUGUUUUGAACACGGCAUAAAGCUGCACUGGAAGCCACAUUUGAAAUGGAAUACAUUGAAUACAUGGAGCAGGGUGGAAGAAAUUGCAGUAAAACACAAUGUAAAUGUAUUUUCCGAAGGGCACCAUUCAAUUAAUAGAUGAAAUGUACAUUUUUAAAAUUUUUAGUCAUUUAGCAGACACUCUUAUUCAGAGCGAUUUACAGGAGCAAUUAGGGUUAAUUGCCUUGCUCAAAGGCACAUCGACAGAUUUUUCACCUAGUCGGCUCGGAGAUUAGAACCAGCGACCUUUCGGUUACUGGCACAACGCUCUUAACCACUAAGCUACCUGCCACCCCCUAACAGAGUGCAUUUAAGUGUGUUCAGGGCCCUUCCCCUUUUCCAAAUUUUGUUACAUUACAGCCUUAUUCUAAAAUGGAUUAAAUAAAUACAAAUCCUCAUCAAUCUACACACUAUACCCCAUAAUGACAAAGCAAAAAAAAAAGGUUUUUAGAACAUUUAGCAAAUUUAUAAAAAAUUAAAAAACAUACCUUAUUUACAUAAGUAUUCAGACCCUUUGCUAUAAGUCAAUUGAGCUCAGGUGCAUCCUGUUUCCAUUGAUCAUCCUUGAGAUGUUUCUACAACUUGAUUGGGCCUCUGUAGCUCAGCUGUUAGAGCACGGCGCUUGUAACGCCAAGGUAGUGGGUUCAAUCCCCGGGACCACCCAUACACAAAAAAUAAAAUAAAUGUAUGCACGCAUGACUGUAAGUCGCUUUGGAUAAAAGCGUCUGCUAAAUGGCAUAUUAUAUUAUUGGAGUCCACCUGUGGUAAAUUCAAUUGAUUGGACUUGAUUUGGAAAGGCACACACCUGUCUAUAUAAGGUUCCACAAUUGACAGUGCAUGUCAAACCCAAGCCAUGAGAUCGAAGGAAUUGUCCGUCAGGGAGGUGACCAAGAACCCGAUGGGCACUCUGACAGAGCUCUAGAGUUCAUCUGUGGAGAUGGGAGAACCUUCCGGAAGGACAACCAUCACUGCAGCACUCCACCAAUCAGGCCUUUAUGGUAGAGUAGCCAGACGGAAGCCACUCCUCAGUAAAAGGCACAUGACAGCCCGUUUGGAGUUUGCCAAAAGGCACCUAAAGGACUCUCAGACCAUGAGAAACAAGAUUAUCUGGUCUGAUGAAACCAAGAUUGAACUCUUUGGCCUGAAUACCAAUGGUCACGUCUGGAGGAAAGCUGGCACCAUCCCUAUGGUGAAGCAUGGUGGUGGCAGCAUCAUGCUGGGGGGAUGUUUUUCAGCGGCAGGGACUGGGAGACUAGUCAGGAUCGAGGGGAAAGAUGAACGGAGCAAAGUACAGAGAGACCCUUGAUGAAAACCUGCUCCAAAGCGCUCAGUACCUGACUGGGGUGACGGUUCACCUUCCAACAGGACAACGACCUUAAGCAUACAGCCAAGACAACGCAGGAGUGGCUUCGGGACAAGUCUUUGAAUGUUCUUGAGUGGCCCAGCCAGAGCCCGUACUUGAUCCUGAUUGAACAUCUCUGGAGAGACCUGAAAACAGCUGUGCAGUGACGCUCCCCAUCCAACCUGACAGCGCUUGAGAGGAUCUGCAGAGAAGAAUGGAAGAAACUCCCCAAAUACAGGUGUGCCAAGCUUGUAGUGUCAUACCCAAGAAGAUUUGAGGCUGUAAUCGCUGAUAAAGGUGCUUCAACAAAGUACUGAGUAAAGGGUCUGAAUACACAUACUACUGUAAAUGUGAUAUUUCAGGAAACAUUUUUUUUUUAUAUUUGCAAAAAUGUCUAAACCUGUAUUUGCUUUGUCAUUAUGGGGCAUUGUGUGUAGAUUGAUGAACGGGGAAAAAACAAUUUAAUCCAUUUUAGGCUGUAAGGUAACAAAGUGGAAAAAGUCAAGGGGUCUGAAUACUUUCCGAAUGCACUGUGUAUAUAUAUAUAUUUUUUAUAAAAUCACCUUUGAGAACUAACCAAAAAUAAAAGUUAGACAGUCAGGGAGAAUCUAAAACUCCUAAUGAUUCAUUCAGAAUUAUUUUUGUCAUGGCAUGGGGCCCCCAUUGAUUUUGGUAUAAUGUUUAAGUCACUCAGAUAGCAUAAGCCAUGGCAAAAUGUUUUGAUUUUCAGGAAACUCGCUUUAAAACUGCACAUUUUCUCUAAGCCCCAUGGGUAGAUCUGUAGAAUUGCAGUAAAUUAGACUGCCUAGUCGGGCAGUCGGGCACUGCGCGUACCACAAACCUUUUAUUUUCAAAGGCUUUUACAUUUCAUUCAUUUCGUGUCAUGCAUAUUUAGCUUUUUACGACCCGCAGAAACAACUUUGCAGACGACCACCACAACAUGUAAAAUCCUCAAGUUACUGCGAGAAAAGCAGCAAAGCUCUGUCAAUUAUGUAUUGGGUUAUGAAAUCCUACUUUUUGGAUAUAGUGUUAAUGAUAUGUUAGAGAGGGACCCCACUGAACGAUUCAGAACAUGAAGAAUCAUAUUUGUCUUGGUAAAAUGUGUUUUAUAACAUUAAGUGGAAUUUCAUCGCCAAAGUUCGUUUUUACCCGCUAGGCAGAGUGGGUGGACACCCUACUAUUAGGCUACCUCUACUGAUCACAUCCCUUUCUUGUUCCUCAGAUUACCCUCCGACUGCAGCCCAGGGGUGAGUCAAAAUAUGUGUAUGGUAUCGUUUUAUUGGUGGAUGUUAAAUUAAUCCCAGAUUGCUAAACUCAAAGCCAUCUAAAGUUAAAUACAUGCCAGGAGAAUAUACUCUGGCUAAGCCCAGCCUACAUUAUGUUCUGCAAGCUUGAUCAAGGUGUCUUCUGAAUGUAUGUGAAGUCCUAUAUAAGUUCAGUUUCUCACUGAAAUUACUUUUCACACCAGUUUUGAAGUGACACAUUUCUUAUAUUGAGAUGAGAUUGUAUGUGCAUGUUGUCACUCCAUAUAAUAUCUGCAUUUGCUGCUUUCAGCUAUGGGUCCUAUGGUGGUGGCCAGGCCAGCCAGAGUGGCUACAGUCAAUCGUCCGCCCAGCAGGGCUACGGCAGCGGUGGAAGCUACAACCAGAGCUCUGAGGGCAACUCUGCCUCCUAUGGCCAGGGAGGCUACGGCUCUAACUACGGCCAGUCGCAGUCAGGUACGUGACCAGCGGCACCAUAAUAAAUAUUCAUUCAUCGUGCAGCUAUAGGCAUUGUGUUCCUGAUGUAGUCUGGUCUCUAAGCAUUGUCUCCUGUUGUCUUAUCUAGGGAUAGAGCUAUUUAUUGACAAACAGUUUUUUGGAUUCCAUAAUUGGUGCUUGGUAGCUUACGCCUGCAGAUGCAUAUCCACCUCACAUCCCCUCUCUCUCUCUGUCUCCCUUGCUGUGACCUUCCUUCAGGAGGAUGUGGUUCUCAGCCUCCAUCCCAGGGCGGUCAGUCCUACAGCUCUGGGGGCUACAACAGUAGUAGUAGCCAGCCACCACAGAGCGGCUACAACCAGCAGUCGUCCUACUCUGGAUAUGGACAACAGCAGUCUGCUGCUGCACAGUCUUCUACCAGGUGAGAGACUAUGGAAGACUGUUUGGGAAGUUCUGCAUUGUGGGAUGAGCAUACAAAAUGUGUUGAUAAACCAUGAAAUGUUGAUGCAUAUCCUUAGUGUUCCUAAAAGUGGAAGCAGCUGGGCUUAAAAUAACAUUGCUGCUUUUUUGUCCCUUUUCCACAGUAGCUAUGGCAACAACUCCCAGCCCUCUAACUAUGGGCAGCAGCCACCGCAGAGUGGGGGUGGGGGAAGCUACGGGAGCCAGAGCGGAGGUGGAGGUGGCUAUGGGGGCAGUGGCGGUGGACAGAGUGGGGCUUGCGGGGGCCAGCAGAAGCCCGGGGGGGCUCCCUACAGCCAGGCCCCCAGUUACAGCUCACCUCCACCCCAGAGCUACGGCCAGCAGACCAAGUACAGCCAGGGGGGUGGAGGUAAGGAAUCCCCUCUGAUAUUAGAGGUCCAGUUGACGUUCAUUCGAAUACACCCACCCUUCUCUUUUUGAGCACCCACCCGGAAUCUCAACCUCAAUCUCCUCCAUCUACUACUCCACAGGGUACAGAGGUAACUCGCCACCAAUGGGAGGAGGUGGUGGAGGAGGGUAUGGUGGCUCGGACGGAGGCUAUGGAGAUAGUGGCGUGCGAGGCCGUGGAGAAAGGGGAGGCGGCUUUAGAGGUCGUGGGGAUGGUGACCGGGGAUUCGACCGAGGUGUCGGACCUAGAGGCACAGGCGGCAUGGGGUAAGGACUCAAUAGCUCCGCUCCUACACAAACACACACACACACACACCCGCCUCAGUAUUCACUUAGACGUCUUGCAUCAGUCCCCCAUAACAUUUACCUGGACUCACCACAAAACAAAAGGACAUACACACACUCAACUCUUGUAUCUAUGUUUGGAUACAUCCACACAUCAGUCAAGUAAACACCUGUGUAGUGUAGCGGGUUGAUACUCAAUCCAAAGUGUCUGUGUUUGACGUUAUUAUUCCAUUACUUGGAGAGAAUUAGGGCUGUCCCCGACCCCAAAAUAUAUUUUCCAAUCGAUUGGUCAAAAUUUUUUUGCGUGUAUUUUUCCGUAAAUGGACAUGGUUGUCAAUAAAUGUGUUUUAAUAAAAUCAACUAUAACAAUUGAGCUUACGGUUUGAUGAAAUAAGACAAAUGCCUCGAGGGCGCCAGAGAUCUAGAUAACCAGAAGGAAAAAACCUUAACCUGACCCAACUGUUCUCCUCCCGCUCCUGCUGGCUUUUACAGAUUCUGCCAUUACUCUCCUGAAGUUGCCGGUAAUAGGCUACACGAGGAGUCCGCAACCUUUCUCAUGUGGAAUGCCAACGUAUCUUACAAUUUCUACCGAUCUGCGUGCCAGUUAUGGUUUUCAUAUGCAAAUUUCCGUGAAACAAUUUAAUUUAUAAUAACUUCUUCAUAUUUUAAAAUCAAUGUUAUGUGGUUAAUGAAAAUUCUAUCCAAAUCUAAAUGAAAUGAUACAAACCUAAAAAGUAACUUCUAUUGCCAUGGCCAACUAUGUAAAAAUGGCCUACAUAAAGCCAACCAGUAAAAACAUUGCAGCCUGCAGGUAGAAAAUAUCCUGAUUGGGGGAAAAAAGGAAUAUCCUAUAAAUCACAUUGGCUACACAUGGCCUGUCUGCAACGAACUUGAAACAUUGUAUCAACUAUUAACUUGGGUCCGGCCCAAAGCCUGCGCUAGCGAAUUUGCGACAUUUUAUAAAAUAGUCUGGGCUCUCAGUUUCCCGCACCAGUGAGCUCGGGACAAACAUAGCUGUAGGCUAUUUGCGCAAGGGAUAAGAAGCAGUGGUUGACCUGGGCAGGAGCUCACCGGAGCUGAGUAUGGGCACCUCAAAUGUUCUACUGCUUGAGUUCCCUUUCCUCUUAUAGAAUAUUAGCUCAAAGGUAUUGUGGAGCUCCUGCACCUAAAUAUAAACAGUACCAGCACCCAAAAUGAGUACCGGAACCUUUUUCAGUCCAAGUCAAGCACUGAUAAGAAGUAAUCGGGUAGGCCUAUUUUAUGAUGUUUUGACUGGAUCAGAGCAUGAAAUUUUUCCCUUUUCACUCUGAGUGGUUAUUGAAAGGAAAGGUUUUUCAAAUACAUUGAGGAACUAUUGUAAUUCUCAAUGGCUAUAAAAACAGACUUUGUUUGUUGCUGUUUGAGGUGAAGAAAACAUUACUUUGAGAAGCUCCACAGCUCAUUAGUGGUGGUGCGUUAAGCCAAUCAGAAAUACUAUCAGAACCCCAACUGGGCACAUUUUAUAUGCCUACAUUUAUGCGCAGGCCAGGUAGCCUAUUAGACUACUUCUAUGAGUGUGUGUCCUAACUCAACAUUGACAGGAGCGCGCCAAACAAAAGACAAUGAAUAAAUUGACAAAACUCGUAAAUUGAAUGAAAUUAACCUUGUGUUUCUCACAAGUGUAGCAUAGGUUGUGCACUCUGCAAAAAAUGUGUCCACUCUGACAAUGAUAAUGGGAAGACUGGAAUAAUAGACUAAUAUUGAAUGCAUUAACAGAAAUUAUCGUAACAAACAUUGUAGAUUAGAAAUUAUAGGAAUUAACAGUAAAUGUACUACUGGUGAUAUGUCAUGGGGAAUUGAUAUACACUAACAAUCAAAUGCAAACAAUUCACACAAUUAUGAAACAAUGAAUGUGCACAAAUUGGCGGGAGAGAGCGCAUUCUGGAGAGAGAAGUGCAUCUGUGCGCAUGGUUCUGACGUCUGCAUUGGCCAUGCAGCAUUUACGGUGAUACGGCCUCAGCAGAAGUCAGGGCAUUCAUAUUUGUUGCGUUUCGUGGCACAGAGCUGUUGUCAAGGAAGUGAGUUUGUGUUUUCUACAGGAUGUACCGCCUCCACCUACCGUCAACCAAUCAUGUCAAUGCAGAGUUAUACAGAGCCCUCCGCAUUAUUACAAAAUUUGGGAGGCGCAUGGCAAUGCGGUAAGGAGCUCGAUUUGGCUUCUGCAUGCCUCUGGAGGCUCCGCAAUUGCGUCACACCCUCCAUAUGGAGCCUCUGACCACAUUUUCGGAUCAAGCAUGAGUUGGCUUUUAGUCUAGGCCUCCGCAAUGGUUUAGUUCACUGAGAUGGGCGCAAAUAUAUACAUAGAUAGAUAGAACACAUAUGGAAUCAUGUAGUAACCAAAAAAGUGUUAAACAAAUAUUUUAUAUUUGAGAUUCUUCAAAUAGCCACCCUUUGCCUUGAUGAUAGCUUUGCACACUCUUGGCAUUCUCUCAACCAGCUUCACCUGGAAUGCUUUUCCAACAGUCUUGAAGGAGUUCCCACAUAUGCUGAGCACUUGUUGGCUGCUUUUCCUUCACUCUGCGGUCCGACUCAUCCCAAACCAUCUCAAUUUGGUUGAGGUCACGGGAUUGUAGAGGCCAGGUCAUCUGAUGCAGCACUCCAUCACUCUCCUUCUUGGUCAAAUAGCCCUUACACAGCCUGGAGGUGUUGGGUCAUUGUCCUGUUGAAAAACAAAUGAUAGUCCCACUAAUCCCAAACCAGAUGGGAUGGCGUAUCACUGCAGAAUGCUGUGGUAGCCAUGCUGGUUAAGUGUGCCUUGAAUUCUAAAUAAAUCAGACAGUGUCACCAGUAAAGCACACCCACACCAUAACACCAACACCUCCAUGCUUUACGGUUGGAAAUACAUGCGGAGAUCAUCCGUUCACACAAACCGCGUCUCACAAAGACACGGCGGUUGGAACCAAAAAUCUCAAAUUUGGACUCAUCAGACCAAAGGACCGAUUUCCACCGGUGUAAUGUCCAUUGCUCGUGUUUCUUGGCCCAAGCAAGUAAUAAUAAUAAUAUGCCAUUUAGCAGACGCUUUUAUCCAAAGCGACUUACAGUCAUGCGUGCAUACAUUCUUUUGUGUAUGGGUGGUCCCGGGGAUCGAACCCACUACCUUGGCGUUACAAGCGCCGUGCUCUACCAGCUGAGCUACAGAGGACCACACCUCUUCUUGUUAUUGGUGUCCUUUAGUAGUGGUUUCUUUGCAGCAAUUUGACCGUUUAGGCCUGAUUCACACAGUCUCCUCUGAACAGUUGAUGUUGAGAUGUCUGGUACUUGAACUCUGUGAAGCAUUUAUUUGGGCUGCAAUUUCUGAGGCUGGUAACUCUAAUGAACUUAUCCUCUGCAGCAGAGGUAAAUUUGGGUAUUCUAUUCCUGUGGCGGUCCUCAUGAGAGCCAGUUUCAUCAUAACGCUAGAUGGUUUUUGUGGCUGCUCUUAAAGAAAGUUUCAAAGUUCUUGAAAUUUUCACAAAUGACUGACCUUCAUAUCUUAAAGUAAUGAUGGACUGUCGUUUCUCUUUGCUUAUUUUUAUUUGAACUGUUCUUGCCAUAAUAUGGACUUGGUCUUACUACAUGAUUCCAUAUGUGUUAUUUCAUAGUUUUGAUGUCUUCACUAUUAUUCUACAAUGUAGAAAAUAGUAAAAAUAAAGAAAAAACCCUUGAAUGAGUAGGUGUUCUAAAACUUUUGACUGGUAGUGUGUGUGUUACUGUUCGACUAAAACGAUCUCGGUCAACCAACAGCCUGACCAAACAAUCGACCAGUCGACUAAUUGGGGUCAGCCCUAGAGUAUAUAUAUAUAUAUUAUUUUUUUUGUUGUUGUCUAAAAUUAAAUUAUUUAUGCGACAUUGCUACAUAGCCUACAAGGAUAGAUCAUUACAUUCCAAAUGUGACCGUUUUUAUAAGUGCGCCCCAUUUAAAAAAGACUCACCGUUAGCCUAAACACGUUUCACACGUGUAGCUUGUUGUUAUUGUUGGUCAAUCAGAGUGGUGCUACAGUUAGAGGCUCCAUGUGUAGCAGGUGAUGUGGGAGAUUUCUAAUAAAUUCAAAAUGGAAUUAAAAUUACAUAAUGAAGUUGGCUAAAUGAGGAGGAGUAGGCUGCAAUGAUCAACCAAAAGUCUCCAUUUGAAGUUUUUCUUUAAAACAUGCAUUUCCACUAUCCGGAUAUCCCCCAAAAAUACUAUUAUCUGUCUGAUGGUACAGAAACAACUCAGUGGUGAAAUGAUUGUCUUGGUGACAUUGUCGGUUACCUGGAAAUCCAAUGGGGACAAGGAAAGAUUGUCCACAUGAAAUGUUCAAAGCGCUUGUCAAUUUGGUCAAUGAAAAAUGGCUGCACUGGUGUGCUAGUGCAGCUAUGAUAAUGGAAAAACUUGAACUCAGUAGGGGUUGAAUAGUUUGGAGUUCUAUGUACAUGCGACCCACGAGACAUGACAAAGUAAGUGUUCUGGCUGGUUUUAGGGGUUGUUUGCGAAGGAAGUUUUUGAAUGUGAUAGACAUCGGUCUUAGGUUCUCCCAGUUAUUUGGUUGUUAAGUAAUUACUUCAGUCCCCAUGUUCUCCUCGCUGCCUGUUAUCUAUGGAACCUGAACUGAGUCUCAUACUAGCGUUGUGCACUUUCACACUGACAACUGCCCAUGCUCACUCACACAAGCAAACGCAAUCCAUGGCUAUAGGAAAAAUGCUGUGUAAAGUGCACAUUUGUGUUUGUGGUUGCUUGUGUGCAAAUACAGCAUCACCAAAGCCACUGUGAUGAAGUAAGCAGAAUCCUACUAGCAUUAACUACCUAGCUGUGCAACUGACCCAUAGUAACAGUUGUGUGGUUCUUUAAAAGCUAAAUGCUGCUAAACGUCAUCCAUUUUAACUUUAAACAUGCUACGUUGCUGAAAUGUUACCAAUAAGCAAGAGAUUCAGAUUAGACUGGUUGUGACAACGCAAAACCAAAUCCUUACAGGUCUCUGUUGUGAGUGUCUAUUCAAACUGCCUUGUCUAUCGCUCACUAAUCAGACCUAGUAGCCUUGAACUUUUUAUUUGUUUGCUUCCCAUCUACUAAAUGUAUUAUGCAAUAUAGCAGGCUUUUUUUUUUUAUGCUCACCUUGCCAUGGCGGAAAUGAAAUCCCUGAAGUGCCUUGAGUGACUUUGAAAGAUCCAGAAUACAAAGGUAGCACAUGUUAGAUUCUGGCACUCAUCCACCCCUGUUUUUCUUAGCUAAAGCACUGUAGCCAUUAUCACAUUUCAUCAAGAGUUAUCCUCUGCUUACAUUUGCAGCCGUGUGACGAUUUAUUUAUCUUAGUGAACUAUUUGAAGGGUCUUACUGGCAAACCUUUAUGUGCACACUGACACUGUCCACACACAAACACACCACAUGACCUUGUCAUCCACCCCACUCCACCCUCCUCUUCACCUCUAUAACACCACUUUCCCACCCACCCUUUACUGUGUGAUAUGAUGCUUUAAUAAAUCUCUGAAUCUCCUCCUAGGCUCUCACCUCUCCAUGGUGGGCUUCUGUUUCUCAUUUAGGUUUUUUCUCUUGAGGAAAGGGGGAAUGGUAGAAAGAAGGAAGGACAGGCAGGAGACAUUCACUGAGAAGACUAUAGGCAGGGGUUAAAGAAUAAGAGUUGCAAGUGCAACAUGGACUGACUGAUCAGUUAGAAAGGAUGUCAAAGACCUACCUAGGAAGUGUGCUCUUCAGACAAUGUCAAAGUCUCAAGACGGUCACCUAUAUAGAACAUAUCAAGGAAGGUUUCAUUAAACUCCUUUCUGUAGGUGCUUAAUUUAUGUGUACUUGAAUUCCGCAGCUGUUCUUGCAGUGUUAUAGAACUGUGUACAACACAACACAGCAGUUCCAGGAAAUAAGAACAUUUGGUCUGAGUUGGUUUCAGAGAUCAAUGCAAAAGGAGUGUUAAAUGAUCUCUUGUACAAAGCAAGGAGAAGUGACUGUUGACAAUUUUGAUCUUCGGAUUAAAACCCACUUGCAAACAAGAUGCGAAGGUCUGAGGACUAGCGUACCAAACAGACAAGGUCAUCAAAACUGACCUCCGACCAUCCUCAGUUGUCAAGGAGAAGGGACACAUCCUAGGGUGGUUCCAAAGAAGAGAUAGGGGGUGAACAAAGUAAGAGAGGUGAAAGAGAGUAAAGAGGGGAUGGGGUAAAAAGGGGGUGGAAACCCCCUCUUGAGAGAAAUUUGGCUCCAUCCACACCAGCCUUCAAUGCGUGUCGCUUUUCUCUCCUCAUCAGAAUGGGCGAUCGUGGAGGAUUCAAUAAGUUUGGUGGUAAGUGACAAAACUCUUUAAAUAAGAGAUUUGGUGGGUUUAAAGAGUCAAGCUUAAAGGGAGGGGGAAAAACAAGAUAUAAAAGGUUUAGAUUAUUGGCCCAAAAAAGAAACUGGCCCCGGACAUUAAAACUAUUAUGUGAUGUUUUUUUGAUCGUGGGAAGAGGGAAUUGAUGUCGGAAGAACAACCAAUAUGGGAAGUAUCAUACAAAGUUAACCAACAAGGAAAGAUUGGUCAUGAUUUUAUCUUAGAAACAAAACGUACAUUCAGGAGUUAUGGGUAGACUAAAAAGAAAGCAUAGCAUAUUGAGGUGAAAAAGGGGGCAUGAUAGAAAAGUCAAACGUAAUUAGGAUUUAAGGUCUUCAUUAUUCUUGGUCCUGUUUUGCUCAGUUGAUAGAGCACUGCGCUUGUAACACUAGGAUUGUGUGGUUUGAUUCCCGCAGGGCCCACACCCAUACAAUAAACGUAAGCACGCAUGACUGUAGGGCUGGAGCUACAUUGGGGCGUCAAGUGUUCAGCGUCGCGUUGACGCUGGAGAGGCGGGAUAAUUGAUCUCGUCGUAAUAAAUGGAAGCAGCCACAUUCCUGGCGUUGCGUUGUCCCCCAGCAUCGAGCUGAAAAAAUACGCUGGGUUUUAUUUUCUACUGCUGAUGCUCGAGCCAUAGAAACCUAUUAUCAUUGGUGGAAACAUGACAUACACUACAUGACCAAAAGUAUGUGGACACCUGCUCGUCGAACAUCUCAUUCCAUAAUCAUGGGCAGUAAUAUGGAGUUGGUCCCCCCUUUGCUGCUAUAACAGCCCCCACUCUUCUGGGAAGGUUUUCCACUAGAUGUUGGAACAUUGCGGCGCUGACUUGCUUCCAUUCAGCCUCGACCAUUAGUGAGGUCGGGCACUGAUGUUAGGCGAUUAGGCCUGGCUCACAUUCGCCGUUCCAAUUCAUCCCAAAGGUGUUCGAUGGGGUUGAGGUCAGGGCUCAGUGCAGGCCAGUCAAGUUCUUCCACACCGAUCUUGACAAACCAUUUCUGUAUGGACUUCGCGUUGUGCAUGGGGGGAUUGUCAUGCUGAAACAUGAAAGGGCCUUCCCCAAACUGUAGCCACAAAAUUCGAAGCACAGAAUCCUUUAGAAUGUCAUUAAGAUUUCCCUUCACUGGAACUAGGGGCCUAGCCCAAACCAUGAAAAACAGCCCUAGACCAUUAUUCCUCCUCCACAAAACUUUACAAUUGGCACCAUGCAUUGGGGCAGGUAGCGAUCUCCUGGCAUCCGCCAAACCCAGAUUCGUCUGUCGGACUUCCACAUGGUGAAGCGUGAUUCAUCACUUCAGAGAACGCAUUUCCACUGCUCCAGAGUCCAAUGGCGGCGAGCUUUACACCACUCCAGCCGACGCUUGGCAUUGCACAUGGUGAUCUUAGGCUUGUGUGCUGCUGCUAGGCCGUGGAGACCCAUUUCAUGAAGCUCCCGACUAACAGUUCUUGUGCUGACGUUGCUUCCAGAGGCAGUUUGGAACUCGGUAGUGAGUGUUGCAACUGAGGACAGAUGAUUUUUUACGCACUAUGCGCUUCAGCUCUCGGCGGUCUCGUUCUGUGAGCUUGUUUGGCCUACCACUUCGUGGCUGAGCCGUUGUUGCUCCUAGAUGUUUCCACAUCACAAUAACAGCACUUACAGUUGACCGGGGCAGCUCUAGCAGGGCAGAAAUUUGACGAACUGACUUGUUGGCAAGGUUGCAUCCUAUGACGAUGCCACGUUGAAAGUCACUGAGCUCUUCAGUAAGGUCAUUCUACUGCCAAUGUUUGUCUAUAGAGAUUGCAUGGUGUGUGCUCGAUUUUAUACACCUGUCAGCGACGGGUGUGGCUGAAAUAGCCGAAUCCACUCCUUCGAUUAUAACGUUUUUUUUUUUUUCUUCAAAUUAAAGUGUGUUUGUCACUUUCACGAGGUUGAAGUAAUAACAUGUUCAAUUACUUAAGACAUUGGCUCUAAUCUAGGUUGUGCCUUUUAGAUUUCGAGAAAAUAACAACUAAGGAAGAAUUUUCUCAAACCCCAGCUUGGUCUGCUUGGUCUGUUUCGCCUGCGUUCCCGGAAGUCUUGCUUUCUUCAUUUACUUGAUGCUUUUUCAGUUGUUGUAAAUUCAAAUUAUUAAAUGGGCUACAAAGGAAUUAGUUAAAUUAUACGUUUUUUGUUAUAUUUUUCACUUUCCUAUAUGCAACCUCGAGGCGUACCCCUUUUCAGCGAUGACUCAGCUUUUCAUCUUUUGUGAUUUGGAGCUGAUUGUUAUAUUUGUCAAGACUGUGGGUGCUUGUACUUACGCACACUUGAUUUGUCCUUUCAAAUUUAGAUUUUGCAUCCAUGUGAGCUGAUUUUCAUUGACUGUAUUGCUGUCUGAGUGCGUGUAUGUAGCAACUUAAGUACUCAGGCAAAAUGACGCUGACGCCAUGCUUUAAUGUAGCUCCAGAGUAUGUCGCCUUGGAUAAAAACCUGCUAUUGGUAUAAUAUUAUAUCUUAGUUGUCUUGUUUUUUUCAUAUGUAAUACAUCUACAACACCUCAAUAUGCUAUGUUGCAGAUUAUGUAUGUACUGCAUGUUGUCACCUCAACAGGUAAGAAUAAUCAGUGUGAAUGUUCCAUAUCAGAAAUGUCACUGUCGUGUUUGGUACUGCGUAGGAUAGCGUUUACACUGCACUCCAAAAUCCUUAGCAGCAGAGGGAGCUGUACAGUAACUUCAAUCUCUGUUGAUUUGAAGUUAUCUUGCUUUAAUCCUCUGAAUUUGAGUCACUGGGCUCUAAGAUUAUUUGAGUUGAGACGGAAUGUUUUUCUAAGUGUCAAAGUUUUAAUGUGACUACCGGGCUGAUUGAAUCUCAACAAUGGAUGUUGCCCCCCCCCGUCAAAUAAGGUAUUUCUACUUGCUUGAGAAGAUUUUGACAAAAGAGGAGUUGUGCCCAGAUAAAUGGUCAGGGCUGUUACAGACGUCACAACGGUGUCAAGUGUUGCUGAAAAAAAUUAUCUAAGUUAUAUCCUCACAAUAAUCUGCAGUAUCUGUGACGACAUCAAAUUUCAGGGUGAACUCUAAGGAAAGCAACUGACGUAGGGGUCAUGUUUCUCCCUUUCCUUCUCCACUCCCACUGUUGUCUUGUUGGUGUGAGGAAUUUGGCUCUGCACCUUCUGAUUUCUAAAUGCUGUUGAAGUUUACUGCCCAGACAGUCCACUUCAAAAAUCAUGGGUAAUCAUGGGUAGAAGUACUGAUGAUGGUAAAGUCUUCAAUGGUGGUUUUUUAGUUACCAUCUUGUGCUUACAUGCUGACUACACCGGCGCCAUCCACACCAGACGCGAUAAUGACAUGCAGGUUAAAAUGUCAAAACCAACAGUGAACCAUCUAUAUUAAUUUUGGGGCAGGUCGAAACAUGCAUGAAACAUUCAUGGACAUUAGGUUAUUUUAUCUGACAUGCAUAUGGUCCUCUUUUUAGCUGGUUCUUUGUCAAAUUUUGACCCAGGGUCAUACAAAAUUGUGUGUUCCUCUACUCUGACAGUUUAUCCACAGAUAAAAACGGAAACCUAGUUAGUUUUUUUUCUUCAUCUUUAAUGAAUCUCUCCUCGUUUUGUCUUUUCAAGCGUCCACGUGGGUUUGUAUCUUCCUGUAAGGAAGGGACUUGCACCAUGUGAAGUGGCAGGUAGCUUAGUGGUUAAGAGCGUUGUGCCAGUAACCGAAAGGUCGCUGGUUCUAAUCCCCGAGCCAACUAGGUGAAAAAUCUGUCGAUGUGCCCUUGAGCAAGGCACUUAACCCUAAUUGCUCCUGUAAGUCGCUCUGGAUAAGAGCGUCUGCUAAAUGACGUAAAUGUAAGUGUCUCAAAUAGAACCAAGUUCUAUUUUAGCGCUUGGCUACGCAGACUCGUUCACGUGCGAAAUUAUUGAAUAACAUGUAUAUGUACAUUUAUUUUGCAAUGCUUGCACACGCAACAUAGCCAGUGUGGUUUGUAUGUUAGUCAUUCCUCCUUUGACAAUGGAAGUCAAAAGUCAAGCAUAGACAGAUUCAUGUAUCACCUGUCCUGUGUAAACUUACAGUAUGUAACUAAAGAAAAUACUGAACCCUUACUCUGGUUACGUAACGGCAUCGAUCGGAGGGAAGGGAACAGAAUGGGGAAAUAUGUAUGAGGAAAAAACUGUUUUCUCCCAGAUAGGUAGUGAACGGGAGUGGACAAAACACUAAAGGGUUAUUGUGGUGUUGCAAGGGUGCACUAAUGACUCCUCAUCUUGUAACUGGUGUGGUCGACUAAAGAAAUGAGGAAGUGUUUGUUGGUUCAAUGUACAAACUGUUCUUGUACCAGAUACCUGUUUAUGUGGCAAUCAGUGCUCCAGGGGAAAGUAUUUUCUCAAACUGGUAAAGGAAGUGUUAAGACAUUACUGGAAGGAAAUAAUGAAUGCAGUCAUGGUAUUUUCCUAAUGGUUGUGUUGCAUGUGAUAUGUCAUGCUGAUAUGUCAGAGGUGGGAUCCAUACACUAUCAAAAAGUAAUGUUAAACUCUUGGCGAGGCCUUGUUUUCUGUGAAUGUCCUCAGUUGUUUGUGUUGACGUAGUUCAGCAGAAUAUUUGAAACGGGACUAAAGCAUGAUGAAUUCUUGGUCCCCCCCCCAAAAAAAAAAUGUAUACGAUAAAUAGGUAGGUAGAUAUACAGUACCAGUCAAAAGUUUGGGGGGUGUAAUACAGAAGAUAGCCCUAUUCGGUAAAAGACCAAGUCCAUAUUAUGGCAAGAACAGCUCAAAUAAGCAAAGAAAAAUGACAGUCCAUCAUUACUUUAAGCCAUGAAGGUCAGUCAAUCUGGAAAAUGUGAAGAACUUUGAGAGUUUCUUCAAGCGCUAUGAUGAAACUCAAUCUCAUGAGGACCUCCACAGGAAAGGAAGACCCAGAGCUACCUCUGCUGCAGAGGAUAAGUUCAUUAGAGUUACCAGCCUCAGAAAUUGCAGGCCAAAUAAAUGCUUCACAGAGUUCAAGUAACAGACACAUCUCAACAUCAACUGUUGAGAGGAGACUGCGUGAAUCAGGCCUUUAUGGUCGAAUUGCUGCAAAUAAACCACUACUAAAGGACACCAUUAAGAAAAAGAGACUUGCUUGGGCCAAGAAACACGAGCAAUGGACAUUAGACCGGUGGAAAUCAGUCCUUUGGUCUGGAGUCCAAAUUUGAGAUUUGAGACGCGGUGUGGGUGAAUGGAUGAUCUCCGCGUGUGUAGUUCCCACCGUUAAGCGAAGAGGAGGUGUUAUGGUGUGGGGGUGCUUUGCUGGUGACACUGUCUGUGAUUUAUUUAGAAUUCAAGGCACACUUAACAAGCAUGGCUACCACAGCAUUCUGCAGCGAUACGCCAUCCCAUCUGGUUUGGGCUUAGUGGGAUAAUCGUGUUUUUCAACAGGACAAUGACCCAACACACCUCCAGGCUGUAUAAGGGCGAUUUGGCCAAGAAGGAGAGUGAUGGAGUGCUGCAUCAGAUGACCUGGCCUCCACAAUCCCCUGACCGCAACCCAAUUGAGAUGGUUUGGGAUGAGUUGGACUGCAGAGUGAAGGAAAAGCAGCCAACAAGUGCUCAGCAUAUGUGGGAACUCCUUCAAGACUGUUGGAAAAGCAUUCCAGGUGAAGCUGGUUGAGAGAAUGCCAAGAGUGUGCAAAGCUAUCAUCAAGGCAAAGGGUGGUAUAUAAAAUAUAUUUUGAUUUGUAUAACACUUUUGUUUUGGUUACUACAUGGUUCCAUAUGUGUUAUUUCAUAGUUUUGAUAUCUUCACUAUUAUUCUACAAUUUAGAAAAUAGUUUAAAGAAAAACCCUUGAAUGAGUAAGUGUGUCCAAACUUUUGACUGGUAGUGUAUAUGGAUGAUUUAUAAAGCCAGGCACAUUUAACAGUUAGGCUAUUGAUUAUAGACCUAAUUAGGUUGGGGUUAACUCUCCUCACUUUUCUUAUCCAAUUAAGGUAAGGGCUGUUCUCGUCUCCUAACUCUUGCCUCUGCCGCAUUGUUCUCAACACCAAUAUGCUGGUUAACUUUGCUAUUAUGCACAUAGAAACAUGGUCUAGGAAAAGGCGCCAAUUGAUCCACACUCUCCUUAUUGUUCUCUACACAUGAGAUGAAAACAGUGAAAUCAACAUACAAGUCAAAUCUUGUUCUCAGAAAUGUUGUACAAUGAGCAAAGUUGGUUAUCUUGGCCACAAAGUAAGAGUACAGGUUCUGAAAGUAGCCACCGUGUGGGUAAAUCAAUAGCGGCAACACAACUGCAUGGUAAAAGAGUUGGACUUUGUGAGUAAAGUAUACUGAACAAAAAUAUAAAGUGUUGGUCCCAUGUUUCAUGAGCUGAAAUAAAAGAUCCCCUACAUUUUCCAUACGCAUAAAAAGCUUAUUUGUCUCAUUUUGUGCGCACAUUUGUUUACAUCCCUAUAAGUGUGGCAUUUCAAAAAGCUGAUUUAAACAGCAUGAUCAUUACACAGGUGCACCUUGUGCUAGGGACAGUAAAAGGCCUCUCUAAAAUGUGCAGUUUUGUCACACAACACAAUCCCACAGCAGUCUCAAGUUGAGGGAGCAUGCAAUUGGCAUGCUGACUGCAGGAAUGUCCAGAAGAGCUGUUGCGAGAGAAUUUAAUGUUCAUUUCACUACCAUAUGCCACCUCCAACAUCAUUUUAGAGAAUUUGGCAUUACAUCCAACCGGCCUCACAUCUGCACACCACGUGUAACCACACCAGACCAGGACCUCCACAUCCGGCUUCUUCACCUGCGAGAUGGUCUGAGACCAGCCACCCAGACAGCUGAUUAAACUGUGGGUUUGCACAACCAAAGAAGUUCUGCACAAAUUGGCAGAAACCGUCUCGGGAAGCUCAUCUGCAUGCCCGUCGUCCUCACCAGGGUCUUGACCUGACUGCAGUUCAGUGUCGUAACUGACUUCAGUGGCAAAUGCUCACCUUUAACGGCCACUGGCAUGCUGGAGAAAGUGUGCUCUUCACAGAUGAAUCCCGGUUUUCAACUGUUCCUUAUGGCGUUGUGUGGGCAAGCGGUUUGCUGAUGUGAACGUUGUGAACGGAGUGCCCCAUGGUGGGGUUAUGGUAUGGGCAGGCAGGCACAAGCUACGGACAACAAACACAAUUUCAUUUUAUCGAUGGCAAUUUGAAUGCCCAGAGAUACGUGACGAGAUCCUGAGGCCCAUUGUCGUGCCAUUCAUCCGCUGCCAUCACCUCAUGUUUCAGCAUAAUGCACAGCCCCAUGUCGCAAGGAUCUGUACACAAUUCCUGAAAAGCUGUAAAUGUCCCAGUUCUUCCAUGGCCUGCAUACUCACCAGACAUGUGACCCAAUGAGCAUGUUUGGGAUGCUCUGGAUCGCUGUAUACGAUGGAGUGUUUCAGUUCCCACCAAUAUCCAGCAACUUCGCAUAGCCAUUGAAGAGGAGUGGGACAUCAUUCCACAGCCCACAAUCAACAGCCUGAUCAACUCUAUGCAAAGGAGAUGUGUCACGCUCUAUGGGGUAAAUCGUGGUCACACCAGAUACUGACUGGUUUUCUGAUCCACACCCCUUUUUUAUUUAUUUAAAGGUACAGUACAUGACCCCCCCCCCCCCCUCCCCCCCCCUGCUGCUAUAACAGCCUCCACUCUUCUGGGAAGGCUUUCCACUAGAUGUUGGAACUAUGCUGCGGGGACUUCCUUCCAUUCAGCCACAAGCUGUAGUGAGGUCGGGCACUGUUGGGCGAUUUGGCCUGGCUCGCAGUUGGCGUUCCAAUUCAUCCCAAAUGUUUUAGAUGGGGUUGAGGUCAGGGCUCUGUGCAGGACAGUCAAGUUCUUCCACGCCGAUCAACAAACCAUUUCUGUAUGGACCUCGCUUUGUGCAUGGGGGCAUUGUCAUGCUGAAACAGGAAAGGGCCUUCUCCAAACUGUUGCCACAAAGCACAGAAUCGUCUAGAAUGUCAUUGUAUGCUGUAGCAUUAAGAUUUCCCUUCACUGGAACGAAGGGGUCUAGCCCAAACCAUGAAAAACAGCCCCAAACCAUUAUUCCUCCUCCACCAAACUUUACAGUUGGCACUAUGCAUUGGGCCAGGUAGCGUUGUCCUGGCAUCCGCCAAGCCCAGAUUUGUCCGUCAGACUGCCAGAUGGUGAAGCGUGAUUCAUUACUCCAGAGAACCCAUUUCCACUGCUCCAGAGUCCAAUGGUGGCGAGCUUUACACCAUUACAGCCAACGCUUGGCAUUGCGCAUGGCGAUCUUAGGCUUGUGUGCUGACUUUGAUUCCAGAGGCAGUUUGGAACUCGGUAGUGAGUGUUGCAACCGAGGACAGAUAAUUUUUAUGCGCUUCAGCACUCGAUGGUCCCGUUCUGUGAGCUUGUGUGGCCUACCACUUCGCUGCAGAGCCGUUGUUGCUCCUAGACGUUUCCGCUUCACACUAACAGCACUUACAGUUGACCGGGGCAGCUCUAGCAGGGCAGAAAUUUGACGUACUGACUAGGUGGAAAGGUGGCAUCCUAUGACGGUGCCACGUUGAAAGUCACUGAGCUCUUCAGUAAGGCCAUUCUACUGCCGAUGUUUGUCUAUGGAGAUUGCAUGGCUGUGUGCUACAUUUUAUACACCUGUCAGCAACGGGUGUGACUGGAAUAGCCAAAUCCACUAAUUUGAAGGUGUCCACGUACUAUAGGGUAUCUGUGACCAACAGAUGCAUAUCUGUAUUCCGUCAUGUGAAAUCCAUAGAUUAGGGCCUAAUCUAAUUUAUUUCAAUUGACUUAUUUCCUUAAAUGAACUGUAACUCAGUAAAAUGGUGGAGGUUCCUUGGUCGUAUCGACCACUGGGUUCAAAGAUCUCGUCGGUCCCUUGUGUUAAAUGCAUUAAUUCCUAGUAAUGCUGGUUGGUACAUGUGGAACGGAUGGAUUAUCAAUGAAAACGUGUGAUAAAGUGCAAUGAAAGGUUUUAUUUGAUAAUGGUGAGGAAAAAACAGGAAAUGGAUUCUAUUUGUAACACAUCUGAUAAAGUGAUAGGAAGGUUGUACAACGUACUCUAUGGAUGUCAUGGGUCAUUAUUUCACUUCAAUAGUGUCUCAAAUCUGGAGUCUGGUCCAUGUCGGGUAUACACUGUAAUGGUCCAUGUCAGGUAUAAACUAUACACACUACCCAAAAGGCAUGUAGAACGGUAUACCAGUCGGUGUGUUUUUUGUGAGCGGUUUUGUAGGGAUAUGAGAAUCGAAAGAAUGCGUAGUUGUGCAAAGGUUGUGGGACUCUAGAGUAGUAGUAUGUGUGGCAGCGCAAGCAGUGUCCACUUAAAAAACGUAAUUAUGUCAUUUUUCUUCCUGAAGGACCAAGAGACCAGGGACCUGGUGGGCCCAGCUCCAGUAAGUACGGACCUCUGACAGUUCAUAGUGCUACAAUUAGAACUGAUUACAUUUCUUGCCAUCAUGUUAUUAAGUUCAUUAGUUUGUGUCACUAUAUUGCUCUAGAUCAGCAGCAGUAUGCAUCCUGCUUUUCUUUGCUUUUCUGAUCUGCUCCUACCUCUACAAAUUGUGUAUAUUAAUUCUGUUAAGAAGUAUGUAUUUUCUGGGAUAUAGAUCAGAACCACCUUACAUAAUGAAUGAAUGUACAGUUGAAGUCGGAAGUUUACAUACACUUAGGUUGGAGUCAUUAAAACUCGUUUUUCAACCACUCCACACAUUUUUGGUUAACAAACUAUAGUUUUGGCAAGUCGGUUAGGACAUCUACUUUGUGCAUGACACAAGUAAGUUUUCCAACAAUUGUUUACAGACAGAUUAUUUCACUUAUAAUUCACUGUAUCACAAUACCAGUGGGUCAGAAGUUUAAGUUGACUGUGCCUUUAAACAGCUUGGAAAAUUCCUGAAAAUGAUGUCAUGGCAUUAGAAGCUUCUGAUAGGCUAAUUUACAUAAUUUGAGUCAAUUCGAGGUGUACCUGUGGAUGUAUUUCAAUCUCAGUGCCUCUUUGCUUGACAUCAUGGGAAAAUCAAAAGAAAUCAGCAAAGACCUCAGAAAAAAAAUUGUAGACCUCCACAAGUUUGGUUCAUCCUUGGGAGCAAUUUCCAAACGCCUGAAGGUACCACGUUCAUCUGUACAAACAAUAGUACGCAAGUAUAAACACCAUGGGACCACGCAGCCGUCAUACCGCUCAGGAAGGAGACGCGUUCUGUCUCCUAGAGAUGAACGUACUUUGGUGCGAAAAGUGCUAAUCAAUCCCAGAACAACAGCAAAGGACCUUGUGAAGAUGCUGGAGGAAACAGGUACAAAAGUAUCUAUAUCCACAGUAAAACGAGUCCUAUAUCGACAUAACCUGAAAGGCCGCUCAGCAAGGAAGAAGCCACUGCUCCAAAACCGCCAUUUAAAAAAAACAGACUACGGUUUGCAACUGCACAUGGGGACAAAGAUCGUACUUUUUGGAGAAAUGUCCUCUGGUCUGAUGAAACAAAAAUAGAACUGUUUGGCCAUAAUGACCAUUGUUAUGUUUGGAGGAAAAAGGGGGUAGCUUGCUAGCCAAAGAACACCAUCCCGACCGUGAAGCACGGGGGUGGCAGCAUCAUUCUGUGGGGGUGCUUUGCUGCAGGAGGGACUGGUGCACUUCACAAAAUAGAUGGCAUCAUAAAAAAAUUAAUGUGAAAAUUAUGUGGAUAUAUUGAAGCAACAUCUCAAGACAUCAGUCAGGAAGUUAAAGCUUGGUCGCAAAUGGGUCUUACAAAUGGACAAUGACCUCAAGCAUACUUCCAAAGUUGUGGAAAAAUGGCUUAAGGACAACAAAGUCAAGUUAUUGGAGUGGCCAUCACAAAGCCCCGACCUCAAUCCUAUAGAAAAUGUGUGGACAGAACUGAAAAGUGUGUGCGAGCAAGGAGGCCUACAAACCUGACUCAGUUACACCAGCUCUGUCAGGAGGAAUGGGCCAAAAUUCACCCAACUUCUUGUGGGAAGCUUGUGGAAGGCUACCUGAAACGUUUGACCCAAGUUAAACAAUUUAAAGGCAAUGCUACCAAAUACUAAUUGAGUGUAUGUAAACUUCUGACCCACUGGGCAUGUGAUGAAAGAAAUAAAAGCUGAAAUAAAUCACUCUACUAUUAUUCUGACAUUUCACAUUCUUAAAAUAAAGUGGGGAUCCUAACUGACCUAAGACAGGGAAUUUGUACUAGGAUAAAAUGUCAGGAUUGUGAAAAACUGAGUUUAAAUGUAUUUGGCUAAGGUGUAUGUAAAAUUCCGACUGUAACUAUCACUGUGUAUUAACCCUAUGCUGACCUGACCACCUCCCUACAGUGGAAGAUCAGGAUAACUCUGACAACAACACGAUCUUCGUGCAAGGCAUGGGAGACGGCUACACCGUUGAUUCUGUGGCUGACUUCUUCAAGCAGAUAGGCAUCAUCAAGGUACCGACCUGCCUACCUACCUACUUAUUUAAUUAUUUAACUCCCUUAACAACUCCCUCCAUUGAAUUAUACCUGCCACAGCCAUCACUGCCUUGACUUUGGUGCAUGGGGUGGCAUCUUUUCCUGAGGCUUUGCUAUAGAUUACUUACAGGCUAUGUUUUGAGUGGUAGGCUACUGCCAUUGUGUUUACCUAUGCAAUGCUUACAUCUAAUGCAUUUUUCCUUCUGUAUCUUAAUGUUGCUUUUUUUCUCAUUCCAUCUCUCGUUUUCUACUCGUUCUCUCCCCCUCUCCCUCUCUCUCUCUUUGUCACACUCUCCCUCCCUUUCUCCAUCUGUCAGAUCAAUAAGAAGACUGGUCUUCCCAUGAUCAACCUGUAUACAGACAGAGAGACAGGGAAGCUGAAGGGCGAGGCCACCGUGUCCUUUGACGACCCCCCUUCUGCCAAAGCUGCCAUCGACUGGUUUGAUGGUGAGGGGAUUACCUGAGGAGAAACUUCUGUUUUUAAUUUUAAAAAAAUUGGGGGAGGGAUACAAUAUUUUACUGAAACGUACAACAUUACAUUUCUCCAUUUGAAUUAUUUUCUAUAACUUUAAGUGUAGUCUCUGAGCAUUUUAUUUGUCUAAUGGGUUUGUUUAAUCUUUUAGUCACUGAGGAGAAUAGGUAGUCACUGAUUUUCACUUGUUGACCUUCAUAUUUGUGUUUUAUAUCAUAUUAUAUUGUUUUCUCCAUUGCAGGGAAGGACUUCAAAGGGAACCCCAUCAAGGUGUCCUUUGCGACCCGCAGGGCGGAUUUCGGAGUAGGCCGGGGUGGGGGUGGCGGCAUGAGAGGUGGCCGAGGACGAGGAGGUGAGGCAGAGUUUGGUGGUGAGUUGGUCAUUAUAGGGUUGGGUCAAUUGAGUUGGAGUCAAUUCCACUUCAUUUCAGUUAAGGUAGAAUAUGAAUUUAGGAUUUUCCGAUUCUUUAAUUAGAAUUUCGUAAAUUGAUUGAAUUGAAAGGGAACUGUUCCAGCAAACUGCUUGCUCCUCACACACACAAAAUAUACACUUACUGUAUUCAGUUUAGGAAAGUUGCACCCUGCUGUAUUUUGAGAAACACAUGCGAUCCAGCAGGAAAUGUGGAAUGGAAUGGUCCAAUGGAAAUGCGAGCGCAAGGUAAGACAAUGUCGUAGCUGAGGCGGUGUGUGAAAACAGCCUGGUGCAACUUUGCUAAACUGCGCACAGUACGUGUAUCUUUUGAUUCUUUCUCGCUUAUAUGAAAGUUACAUUUCAAAGGUUUCCAAAACCGUAUCGCUAGCGAGGAUUAAUAAAGUUCUAAAUGUUAAAACAGAGCGUCGGGAUUGUAGUUAAUUGACGCAGCUGUGGUCCGUACCUUCAGUUGAGAACUCAAGGGCUGGGUAUACCCCCCUUGGGUUCUCGAGAGCUACAGUUGAAGUCGGAAGUUUAUAUACACCAUAGCCAAAUACAUUUAAACUCAGUUUUUCACAAUUCCUGACAUUUAAUCCUAGUAAAAAUUCCCUGUCUUAGGUCAGUUAGGAUCACCACUUUAUUUUAAGAAUGUGAAAUGUCAGAAUAAUAGUAGAGUGAUUUAUUUCAGCUUUUAUUUCUUUCAUCACAUGCCCAGUGGGUCAGAAGUUUACAUACACUCAAUUAGUAUUUGGUAGCAUUGCCUUUAAAUUGUUUAACUUGGGUCAAACGUUUCGGGUAGCCUUCCUUCAAGCUUCCCACAAUAAGUUGGGUGAAUUUUGGCCCAUUCCUCUUCACAGAGCUGGUGUAACGGAGUCAGGGUUGUAGGCCUCCUUGCUCGCACACGCUUUUUCAGUUCUUCCCACAAAUGUUCUAUAGGAUUGAGGUCAGGGCUUUGUGUUGGCCACUCCAAUACCUUGACUUUGUUGUCCUUAAGCCAUUUUGCCACAACUUUGGAAGUAUACUUGUGGUCAUUGUCCAUUUGGAAGACCCAUUUGCGACCAAGCUUUAACUUCCUGACUGAUGUCUUGAGAUGUUGCUUCAAUAUAUCCACAUAAUUUUCCUUCCUCAUGGUGCCAUCUAUUUUGUGAAGUGCACCAGUCCCACCUGCAGCAAAGCACUCCCACAGCAUGAUGCUGCCACCCCCGUGCUUCACGGUCGGGAUGGUGUUCUUCGGCUUGCAAGUACCCCCCCUUUUUCCUCCAAACAUAACAAUGGUCAUUAUGGCCAAACAGUUCUAUUUCUGUUUCAUCAGACCAGAGGACAUUUCUCCAAAAAGUACGAUCUUUGUCCCCAUGUGCAGUUGCAAACCGUAGUCGGGCUUUUUAAUGGCGGUUUUGGAGCAGUGGCUUCUUCCUUGCUGAGCGGCCUUUCAGGUUAUGUCGAUAUAGGACUCGUUUAACUGUGGAUAUAGAUACUUUUGUACCUGUUUCCUGCAGCAUCUUCACAAGGUCCUUUGCUGUUGUUCUGGGAUUGAUUUGCACUUUUCGCACCUAAGUACGUUCAUCUCUAGGAGACAGAACGCGUCUCCUUCCUGAGUGGUAUGACAGCUGCGUGGUCCCAUGGUGUGUUUACUUGCGUACUAUUGUUGAACGUGGUACCUUCAGGUUGUUUGGAAAUUGCUCCCAAGGAUGAACCAGACUUGUGGAGGUCUACAAUUUUGUUUCUGAGGUCUUGGCUGAUUUCUUUUGAUUUUCCCAUGAUGUCAAGCAAAGAGGCACUGAGUUUGAAGGUAGGCCUUGAAAUACAUCCACGGGUACACCUCCAAUUGACUCAAAUGAUGUCAAUUAGCCUAUCAGAAGCUUCUAAAGUCAUGACAUCAUUUUCUGGAAUUUUCCAAGCUGUUUAAAGGCACAGGCAACUUUUUUUUUCUUUUUUUUUUUUUUCUUUUUUUCACAAAAUAGGCACAGUCAACUUAGUGUAUGUAAACUUCUGGCCCACUGGAAUUGUGAUACAGUGAAUUAUAAGUGAAAUAAUCUGUCUGUAAACAAUUGAUGGAAAAUUUACUUGUGUCAUGCACAAAGUAGAUGUCCUAACUGACUUGCCAAAACUAUAGUUUGUUAACAAGAAAUUUGCGGAGUGGUUGAAAAACGAGUUUUAAUUACUCCAACCUAAGUGUAUGUAAACUUCCGACUUCAACUGUAAGUAUGAUUGUACCUGUCCUGUAUAUUCUAACUCUUUGUCUCUGUAGGGCCGAUGGGUCGUGGCGGGUUCGGAGGCGGUAGAGGUGGUGGUGGUUUCUCUGGCGACAACGGUGGCCGUGGCAAUGGAGGACAGCAGAGAGCUGGAGACUGGAAGUGUUCCAACCCGUAAGUCAGGGAGGAGGUGUAUAUUUUGGGGGUGAGGAUUGGGGUGAGCCGCUAGUUAUUAUGGUGUGUCUGAGAUUCUCUGUCUCUUUCCUUUCAGGGUGUGUGGGAACAUGAACUUUUCGUGGAGGAACGAGUGUAACCAGUGCAAAUCCCCCAAACCAGAGGGGGCCGACGGUGGCAUGUCUCCUAUGGAUGGAGGCAGUAAGUCUGAAACCAAUGUUCUGCUUUUAGACUUCAGCCUAAUGUUUUAGUCUAGCAUUUUAGCCUAGUUUUUUAGCUCAGUGGCUGACUACUGCUCAGAGGCAGCUUUGUUGCUAACUCGACUGAUACACGCUCACACAAAGGGAGCAGCCUAAUGGCUACAGGAAGUCUGUGUACAGAUAAUUAUUAGCUUAUGUGCUAACAAAGACUAAUGGGUGAGGUGGAGACUGCCUUUUAUACUAGGCUGUUAGCCUAGUGGCCAAGGGCACAAUGAAACUGGAUGCAGCCCGUAGCUCUAUGUUAACUUGUUUUAAUGACAUUUCCUCCUUUUUUUUCUGUCCCUCUCUGUAUCUCUCUCUGUAUUUCUGUCUGUCAGGAGGUUUCGGUGGAGACAGAGGGGGUCGUGGGGGUUUUGACCGCGGGGGAUUCCGGGGCCGAGGGGGUGACAGAGGUGGGUUCCGAGGCGGACCCGGAGGCGACCGGGGUGGAUUCGGACCGGGCAAGAUGGAUGGA